AUGGCAUGGCCAAGAUGGGGAUUUUUUCUGUUUCUGAUGCUCAGAAGGAUGUUUUUAGCGCAAGUCUCUGCUGCAAGUGAUAUCUUAACUCAAUCCCAACAACUGUCACUAAAUCAGACACUUGUCUCUGCUGGAAAAAUAUUUGAGCUGGGCUUCUUCAGUCCACGUAGCUCGAGGAGUCUAUAUCUCGGAAUUUGGUUCAAGAAUAUUCCUCGUCAGAGGAUUGUAUGGGUAGCAAAUAGAGAAAACCCACUCCCAGCUUCUGACUCAGCUGCAAUCUUGAAGAUUGGAGGUGAUGGGAACCUCAUAAUUAUGGAUGGCAAUCAAAAUAUCAUUUGGUCAACAAAUAUCUCUGUUCAGUCUAAUAAGACAACUGCUGUACUUACAGACAAAGGGGAAUUCAUUCUUAAAGACAAUGUCACGGGAUCAUUUUUAUGGGAUAGUUUUAACUAUCCUUGUGAUACUUUGUUAUCAGGAAUGAAUAUUGGAUACAACACCAGUUCUGGGGUAAAACUUGUUUUAUCGUCCUGGCAGGCUGAAAAUGAUCCAUCUCCUGGAAAGUUUACUGCUGGACUAUCGGUGGAGAUGCCACUUCAAGGCUUCACUUGGACUAAUUACUCGAAGCCUUACUGGAGAGGUGGACCAUGGGACGGAGCGAACUUCAUAGGCAUACCUGCUGUUGACAAGGGGUAUGCAAGUAAUAUAAAUGUAAUAGUAAACAAGUAACAGGAAUCU
Molecule: messenger RNA, 735 nt
Organism: Solanum tuberosum (potato)
Lineage: Eukaryota; Viridiplantae; Streptophyta; Magnoliopsida; Solanales; Solanaceae
Product: G-type lectin S-receptor-like serine/threonine-protein kinase At1g61550
Exons: 1
Coding region: 1-726 (241 amino acids)
Source: RefSeq, a predicted model, not a curated record